UUGAUUUCGACGUGAGCGGACGUGUUGCGGGUGUUCGUUUUGCGGUAAAUUCGUAGGCGCGUUUCUCGUUGGGGAAUUUUAACAACUUGCACUUCUUGUUUUUAUCCUAUUUGCGCGAAAACGAAACAACAAAGUUAUAUUCAUCAUCAGCAUCGGAAGCAGCAGCAUUUAGCAACAGCAGCAGGAGCAAUCACACACACUUCAGUGUAUUGGCCAAAAAUGUGUUGCCAUUAGAAAUCAAAGCUUGCAUUUGCUUUUUUUUAUGAUCCCAACGAAAAACCUCAAGCACCAAGCAUAACUACCCACUAAAACUGACAAUUUCAAGAGAAUUUAUAUUGAAAUAUUGACAAUAAUCGCAAUUGACACAAUUGCUAAUGAAAUUGGACACCUUUGAUACUACUUGACUUGUGAUGGCCACCUAGCCCAAAAUAUCAGUGUGUGGGUGUCGUCAAGCCGAAAGCAAUAACAAUUUCGAAAUCAAAUUUAUAUAUACAUAUAUAUUGAUGAUAAUGCUGUUGUUUUAAAGAGUCGCAACAGCCGCAGAAGCCGCGUUGGCGUUAUUGCCAUGUGAGGUAGUUGGUACAAACCGGCCAAAUCGUUCAUCAUCAUCAUCAAGGGAACAAGAAAACGUCUCUAGACAACAUUUCGAUUGACCAGUCUAUACACAAGUGACGACACAAGGAACCAUUCAAAGAGAUGGAGGCAGCUACCACUGAUCAGGAUGUUGUUGGAAGCAUGGAAGAUCUAAUGUCAACAUCAGCAACCUCAUCCACCAAUGGUGGCGAUGCAAAUGGUUGUGGCAGGAAAACGUCCAUAACAUCACCCGAUCCCACAUCGUAUGUGGCAAAGGCUCGUGUCACACGUCCCACACCGCCGCCGCCAUCCAAGAAUCCCAUGCAAUUUGUGCAGAUCAAGCCAUGCAAUUUAUAUCAAACCGCACAGCAGCAGCUCAAAAAGGCCGAAGAGGUCAAGAAAUUGAAGGAGGUGAAGAAAGAAGAGCCCGAGGAGUGGCAGAAUAACCUUGACAAUUGGAAAUCAUCACGGCGAAAACGUGUCGAGCACAUCAUUGAUCGUGCUGUGGAAACGAAAAAGCUCGAAUUGGAGGAGCAUGAUCGCAUGCGACGAAAAUCGAAAACAUUUACCGAAAUGAUGGAGGAGAGGGCUGAACGUGGCGGGUCGCGUGGUCGAAACAAAUUGGCAUCGUUGGCUGUCUACAAUGAGGAUGAGGCGAAUGAUUUUAGUGAUUUGGGCAUCGGUACCAGCAGUGCCAGUGGCAAGAGCAGUCUAUCCGAGGACUAUGACAACAAUAGUGUUAUGAGUGAUCAUGCUGCCGAGUUAGACAAGGCCAUUGGAGCUGCUGGUUCUGCUGCUGCUACAGCUGCAUCUGCCGUCGCCAAAACUAAGUCCUCCAGCAUUGAGGAGCAACAGAAUCACAUUAAUCGUAAUGGAAAUGCAGCAGGCGCCCCAUCAUCGAAUGGUGACUCAUCUAAGGCUGCGGCCGCUAGGGAAUACAUCUCAUCACCGGGCUAUGACACAGCAUCGAGCACGGCGCCAGCUAGUUCCCCAGAUCCCUGUGAAUAUACCUAUGAGGGAGCCAUUCAGGAUUACAAGCAACGCGUUCAGCGUGCCAGUAGCAAUAAUGGCACUAGCAAUGGCAAUACUAAGAUGAAUAGCACCUCGAAUGGCGACUCUGGUGAGCCAAUUGCCUAUCCCACACGACGGGGCUCCAAAAUCGAAGAUCGUCUUAGCGGUUUUGAGGUGACAUCGCCAAGCGAUACCCAGGAGGGUGUGGAAAAGCAGCCAAAAGUCGAUGUACCCAAGGUGGAUAUAUCGAAGCGCAAAGAGAUUUUCGAGCAGGCCAACUCACAGGUCGGAGCAGCUGCUCCUGCUCCUGCACCCAAGCUAGUUCUGCGUGAUCGUCUGACCAAUGGCAAUAAUCAAGGAUCAGGAGCUGCAGAGCAGCCACCGCCAUCGGCUAAGCAGGAAGUGAAACGUCUGUCGGGCGAUAUUACCAGCAUUCGAGAUCGCAUGCAAAGCUUGGAGCAACAGCGAAAUGCCUUCAACUCAAGUAAAAGUGUAGAUGUGCCAGUGCCGCCGCUGAAGCAACGUUUGAAUAGUCUCCAGCAUGCCGUAACCAAAGAGGAGCAGCAAAAGAAACCACCACUAGUUGCUCUAAUUGAUGCACGUCAGCUAGAGAUUAUGAGAGGCGAAGAGGAGCGUAUGCGUCAACGGCAGCAACAGCAACAACAGCAGCAGCAGCAGCAGCAAACACAAAAGAUAGCCACACCUACUCCAACUUCAAAUGCGGCACCACCGCCAGCUGUGAUCAUAGACGAGCCACCAACUAUAAGUGGCAACAACGAUGACAGCGGCAUCCAAGAGGAUAACCAAGAAGAAGUCCAGCAGCAGCAACAACAACUGAAUGCAGCCAUUGCCGCCUUGGCCCUAGAGGAACGGCAACUGGAGGAAGCUGCCAAUGCAGUGAAUCAAAUCGAAGCCGAAUUCGAUGAGCUAACCGAUUUGAAUCCAUCGCCAUUGCCCAAGCCAACGGCUUCUGCCAAACCGACUUCAGUAGCUGCUCCUUCUCCAGGAGCACCAGUUCCUCCACCAUCUACAGCUACAGCUUCGGCACCGGCUCCUCCCUUGCGGGACAUGGAAUUUAGUAUCAACGAAGCUCUUGAAUUGGCGCUGGAAGCAAUUGAUAGAGAGGUGACCAUCAAAGAAAUGGAUAAAGCACAAGAACAAGAUACAUCGAUGGUAAUGGAGGAGUCGAAAGUAGAAGAGAAGCAGCAGCAGCAGGAAGAGGAGAAACAGCAGCAGGAGAAGGAGAUGGAAGACAAUGAUAAUAUCGUUAUGCCAAAUAAAACCGAUGAGCAGAAGAAGGAAGAGAUCAAGGAGCAGGCCAAGCAGGAGAAGGUGAAACUUAAGGAUUGUGAAGAACUUGAACCAAUCUAUGAGAAUGUCAGCUCGACAAUAUCUAUGCAUGAAGUAGAUAAUGAACAGACGACAGCAAUUAUAAUGACAACGACAGCAGCAGAAGCAACAGCAACACAAGCAGCUACAACGACAACAACAACAACAAUAGCAGCAGCAGCAGCAACAUCAACGAGAAGAAGCCACAGAAAAAGCAUUCCAAAUAAAAGCAACAACAACAAUAAUGAGAAUAAUCAAAGCACUAAUCAAACUAGCAACAUCAAUAGUAACAACAACAACAACAGCAAUCAAAUUGAUAACUACAACACAUCCGCAUCACUGGUUGAAGACAUCGAACCAUAUUACCAAGUACCCAAAGCCAACAAUGCGACAGCAGCAGCUCCAGAGCCCUAUUACGAUGCACCCAAACACUUGCGACCCGUUCCCGUUUACGAGAACAUUGAGAUCUUCUAUACGGGCUUGGAGCUGAACCAGACACUUCCCCCUGCUGGUCUGGGAGUUGGAGGAGUCAUGGAGCCACCCAAAGAGAAACCACCACCACCGCCCACUGAGAGUCCACCACCCAUAGAUGACGAUCAAUACGAUUCUCGUCAAUCACAUCUUCGUCAUCAGCAGCAUAAUCUGGAUGAUGAGUUAGAUGGUGGCGGUCACAGCAACACAGACACCUGGUCAUCGGAUAACACCUAUGAGACCAUUUCGAAUGGAACUCGUCGUCCAUUGGCGCCAACGAAUGUGGGUGGAUCUGCCGGAGUGGGGGUGCAGCUUUCGUCGCCGCCAAUUAAGCGCAUGAAUUCAACCAAACGAAUCAAAAAGGAGUUGAGAAAUAAACGAUCCAGUUUCUUGGGCAUUGAAACCGAUGGCGAUCUGGAUGAUGUGGAAAGCUAUCUGGAAUUGACAGUGGCCCCACCACCGGACAUGGCUCAACUGUUGCAGGAGGAGCGGCGUCUGGAGAAGCAGCUGUAUAUCAAGGCGGGACUGUGCGACAGUUCGGAUACAGGUGAAAGUCGUGAUUCGGGUGUCUCGGAGAAUCAUUCGCGACAAAGUAGCGAACACUAUACGAACUCCUCGGAGGAGAAUGACACUCAUUCGGAUACCACACCGCCGCCACCGUUACCGCCUCCACCAGCCAAUGUUGGCCAGUUGAACGAGGUGAUCUAUCAAAAUGAAUCCUUGUUGGCUGCCCAGACGCCACUCCUGCAGACAGCCAAAGGAAAUUCAGCCGAAUCGUGGACAGAAUCCGCCACUGCAGCGGCAGCGGCCACCCAAUCGCUAAGCGAAGCCACAGCCACAGCAAAUGCCAAGAUGCAGUCCAUUGAGGAGAAGAUUCGGGAGCAGGGUGAAGUGUUGCGUGUGGAGCGCGAACUGUUGCAUUUUUCGCAGGAAGAGCUCAAACGGCAACGGGAAAAUCUUCUGUUACGUGAGAAUAUUGCAAGGAGAGAAUUGCAGCAUGGAGCCAAAAUGCUUAUGUCAAAUAAUCGGCGUUCGCUGCAAGAUCUACACCAUGGCCUGGGCAUAGGCAAUGGUAUGCUUAGUGCCUUCCAACCGCCAUCGGCCCAAAUGCAGCAACAGAAGCAGCAACACCAACAGCAGCAGCAACAGCAACAGCCGCAUCUACCCCAUCCCCAACAGAUCUAUGCGAAUGUACCGCAUGCGAAUCAAGCAUCCCGGGAUUAUCGCAAAUCCAUGUCGGACUUAAAUGAGUUCUCCAAACGGCUUAUACUGGCACCACCAACACCGCCAACCAAGCCAAUGCGUGCCAUGCACAUCAGCAGCACCAGCAACAUCAAUCUCCAUGGUCACGGCCAUGUCUUGGAAUCGGAAUAUGCUGUUAGCAGUAGACAGCGACAGAAUGGUGUUAACUAUGGCGGAUCAUUGGUGAAGAUUGCAUCCAACAACAACAACAAUAACAAUAAUGGCUAUCCAGUGCCAGCAUAUCAUCACCAAUCGGCCCAGAAUCUAAGCAACAUGUCACGCAAUACGCUUCUAGCAUUAAGUGCCACACCCAAACCCAAAUAUACCGAUGGCUGGGUACAGGUGCAGCAACGUAAUAGCUAUGACACGAAUCUGGCCAAUGAUCCGGCCUGGUUAUCGGCCCAACAACAGAAGCGCAAAUCCAUGCCAGACUAUCAGGCGGCCAUCUACAAUACGAGCAACAUCAGCAACAUUAACAACAAUCACUGGCUACUCCAAGAAGCUGAACAGCGACGCAUUGAUCAGUUGAAUCGACGAUCUAUGCCAUCCUCGAAUGGCAAACCUCUGCCCGAUUCCAUAAUCCAAACACUAACCGAACGAGUGCAGAGCAAAGGCAUUGGGGAACGCAAACGCUUUGAUAGCAAUGGCAAUUAUAGCCAAAUUAAUGGCAAUCCCUACCAGCAUCCACAACAGCAACAGCAGCAGCCGCAACAACAACAGCAGCAGCAACAGCAAAAGUCCAGCAACAAUCAGGAUAAGGUGCUCAGUGUCAGUGGCAAGAAGAAGUGUUCGCAUUGUGGCGACGAAUUAGGACGAGGAGCUGCCAUGAUAAUUGAAUCCCUUUUGCUGUUCUAUCAUAUCAAUUGCUUCAAGUGCUGUGUUUGUCUUGUCCAACUGGGCGAUGGACUCAAUGGUACCGAUGUCCGAGUACGAAAUCAUAAACUCCAUUGCCAAAAUUGUUAUUCCAGCGAUGAUGGCAUCAAAUUUAGCUGCGUCUAACUAGUUAAUGCUAAAGAUGAUGAUGAUGAUGAUGAUGACGAUGAUGUUGUUGUUGGAUCAAAUUGAUUGUUGUUGUUAUUGUACUCUAGUAGUAGAUUAACUCUAUGCCGUAAACUAAAGCAUAAAGCAUUCACAUAUAGAUAUAUAUAUAUACAUACAUAUAUGUUCAUAUAAUUGCAUAUUAACUAAUUAUUGUUAAACAUAAAAUGAAAUCAAAGUCAAUACGAAAUGUUUCAAUACAUAAUAAUGUUAAUCGUAUCUACAUACAUAAUUCAGAUUAUCUUAAGUGAAUACGAGAAUUUUUGAAUGUACUAUAUGCAUUGCUUUUUGAUUCAGAUUUUUAACGUUUGAUAUAUAAAUGUAUUCAAAAAAAAAAACAAAAACAAAACAAAAAAAACAUAUAAAACAAAAAGCCAAGCUCUCUAAUGUUUUACUUCGAGUCAAACAAGUCAAAUUCAAAAGCAUUGAUGAAUCUAUUGUGUGUUAAGACAAAAAUUAAUGAAAGUUCUAUGAAUGUUGUUGAAUUUUUUGGAAAUUGUAUAUUGCUUAUAUACUUACUUACUUACAUACAUAAAAAUAUAACAAAAAAAAAAGAGAGAAACGAAAUUUUGUAAAUUCUAUCUUGUAUUUGUUGCAAUUCUCAAACCAAAUUUCUAUAUACAUAUAUGACUCCUCCUACUACUACUACUACUUCAAGACACCUAACCAACUAGCCACCUAUCCACAAUAAAAAUAUACACAUGAAACCUAAA
Messenger RNA from Drosophila willistoni, 6377 nucleotides. RefSeq lists its product as uncharacterized. Gene Ontology annotation, biological process: regulation of focal adhesion assembly; positive regulation of stress fiber assembly. Gene Ontology annotation, molecular function: myosin II head/neck binding. Gene Ontology annotation, cellular component: stress fiber. The transcript is spliced from 15 exons. NCBI's taxonomy places the organism in Eukaryota, Metazoa, Arthropoda, Insecta, Diptera, Drosophilidae. Bases 697 to 5625 code for a protein of 1642 amino acids. The record is from RefSeq and is a predicted model, not a curated record.